Molecule: messenger RNA, 3202 nt
Organism: Phoenix dactylifera (date palm)
Lineage: Eukaryota; Viridiplantae; Streptophyta; Magnoliopsida; Arecales; Arecaceae
Product: pentatricopeptide repeat-containing protein At2g18520, mitochondrial-like
Biological process (GO): chloroplast-nucleus signaling pathway; mitochondria-nucleus signaling pathway
Cellular component (GO): chloroplast
Molecular function (GO): protein binding
Source: RefSeq, a predicted model, not a curated record
GCAAGCUCUUAAACCCUUCCCCUCGCUCUCUCCGGCCGGAAGGCCAAAAAAAUGUCCUCUCGCCUCGUUCGCGUUCCCCAAUGUCUCUCCCGCCUCUUCUCCUCCUCCGGAAACCCUAACCCUAAUCCCUACCCGAAGCGCCUGAAGACCACCGUCAAUUACCUCUUCCGGGAGCACAACCCCGACAAGCUCGUCGCCGCCUUCAAGAAGUCCUCCGAGUCCUACCGCUUCCGCUGCAAGCACCGCAUCUACGAGAUCACCGUCCGCCGCCUCGCCGCCGCCGGCCGCCCCGACGCCGUCGAGGCCAUCCUCGAGGAACAGAAGCGCUAUCCCGACGAUAUCGCCCGCGAGGGCUUCGCCGUCCGCCUUAUCUCCCUCUACGGCAAGGCCGGCAUGCCCGCCAACGCCGCUGCCACCUUCGACCAGCUCCCCGCCCUUGGCUGCCCCCGCUCCGUCAUGUCCUUCAACGCCCUCCUCAGCGCCUGCGCCGACGCCGGCGACUCCGACCGAAUGGCCGCAGCCUUCCGGGAGAUCCCUGCUGCCGACCCCUCCAUCGUCCCCAAUGUCUUCUCCUACAACAUCCUCAUCCGCGUCCUCUGUGAAAAGGGCGAUCUCGAUGCGGCCUUCGAUGUAUUGAGCCUCAUGGAGAACAAUGAGGUCGCCCCUGAUUUGAUCUCCUUCAAUACUCUCUUGAAUGGUUUCUAUUCAAACAGGAGAUUCUCCGACACUGAAAAAAUUUGGACUUUAAUGGGUGAGAAAAAUAUCGAGCCGGAUAUCAAGAGCUUCAAUGCAAAGCUGAGAGCACUGGUUUCAGAAGGGAACACUUCGGAGGCAGUGGAGCUUGUCGAUGAAUUGAGUCGGGUUGGACCAAAGCCCGACACUUUCUCUUUCAAUGCUCUGAUCAAAGGGCACUGCCAAGACGGGAACUUGGAAGAGGCCAAGAGGUUGUACCUGGAUUUGACGAACAAUGGCUGUGCUCCCAACAGGGGGACCUUCGAGACACUGAUCCCUAGUCUUUGUGAGGCUGGGGACCUCGACCUGGCUCUCAAAUGUUGUAACGAGAGCAUGAGCCGCCGCUGUGUUGUGGAUGCGUCAAUGUUGCAGGAGGUGGUGGAACGGCUGGUUAAGUUGUCGAGAGUGGAGGAGGCUAAGAAGCUUGUGGAGCUUGGGCGGAGGAAUUAUUAUUCACGAAAGGACCUGAGAAUGCCUUCCCCAUCUUGAGUCUCCCAGGAACGAUACUUGCACUAAUUAGUGUUGCUAUGCAUUUGGCGUUCUCCAAGGUUAUUGUUGUUGCUUGCAACUUGAUGUAAAUCUUUGAUCGACUUAGGUCCGUCUUUAGUCCAUCUAUCUGUUGUCUUUUUUCUUUCAUUUAAAGCUCUCUAUUUUGUAGUCAUUAUGAAUUUCUGUGUCCUUGCUUAUUCUUAUUUAGGAAAAAGAAUAAGAAACACUGUUGGAAGUCUGUGACUUUAGGAAAAAGUUGCAAGAAACACUGUUGGAAGUCUGUGACUUUUCUAUCAAUCAGUUGAUUAGCAUGUAACCCAUAGGCCAUCUAAUCUAGAAAUUAGAGCUCUUUUAUCUUUCCCACUAGGAAAAGGUCACUUAUAUCCACUUAACUCAUGCAUUGUGACAUGAGGACCAAACCCGGACAUUUCUCUGAAAAGCACCAUGCAAGCAAUUGCCUUCUUGUAUGCCUAAGAGGAGUGCUAUCUUCAAUCUGAUGCUAGUUGUCCCUGUUAAAAAUAUAAGAUGGAAAAAAAAGCAAGAAGAACUUAUUCUUAUUCAAUGCCAGACUACUUGAAAAAUGUAAAAAGUGCUUCAAUUGCAAAUUAUGCUGUUCCAUGUAUCUUAGAGUUUAAAACUAAGAUUGAUCCAACUCCCAACUUUAUUGCCAAAAGAAGAACAGAAUUGUUUAAGGAGUGAAUGAUCAAGUAUCUCUUUGGUCACUUAAGUGAACUUUUGGAUUAACUUACAAAUUAUGCAUGUGACUCUGACCCGGUGGUCACUGCCUUCUGGGAGACCCCCUCUGCUGACCCCUCUAUAGUCCCCAGGCUCAUCUUCUACAACAUCCUCAUCCACGCCCUCUGCGAAAAAAGCAAUCUUGAUGCAGCAUUUGAUGUAUUCAGCCUCAUGGAGAAGAUGGGGUUGCCCUUGAUUGGAUCUCCCCCCCCCCCCCGGGACAGGUUCUAUUCAACAAGAGAUUCUCCAAUGCUGAAAUGAUUUGGGGACUUUAAUGGGUGAGAAAAAUAUCUUGCCGGAUAUAAAGAGCUUCAGGUUUCGGAAGGGUAGACUUCAGAUGCGGUGGAGAUCAUCGAUGAAUUGAGGUGGGUCGGACCAAAGCCCGACAUGUUCUCCUUCAAUGCUCUGGCCAAAGGGUCCUGCCAAGUUGGGAACUUGGAGGAAGCCAAGGGGUUGUGGGACCUUUAAAACCAUGAUCCCCAGCUUUUGUAAGGCUACAAAGUUCGACAUGGCUCUCAGUUGUAGUAAUGAUAGUCAUAGUAUGAGCCACCAGCUUGUUGUGGAUGUGGCAGUAUUGCAGGGGGUGGUGGAUGGGCUGGUUAAGGUGUCUAAAUUGGAGGAGCCUAAGAAGCUCUUGCGCAGCUUGGGCGAAUGAUUAUUAGUCAUGAAAGGACCUGAGGAUGCCUUUGUCAUCGUGAGUCUCAUAUGUAUAUCCAUCUUCUCAUUGUUGUAAUUCAUGUUAUGUGAAUUAUGAGGCAUUAGAUUUGCAGUUUUGAUGCUUGGGACCUAAUCAGAUAUUGUUCUAUUAAAAAAACAAUUUUUUCCAUUUUAACAAGCAUACGAUGUUCCUUUUCUAGCAAUCUUACUUGCAUUAGUUAGCAUUGGUGUUUAAUUGGUGAUCAUUGAGGUUUGCUUUAACUGCAUUUUAGUUUAGAACUUUGAUCGACUUAGGUCUGUUUUUAAUUAUCUCUGUAUCUUUACCAUCUAUUUCCCUUUUAAGUAAAAGCUCUUUAUUUGUAGUACUAUAAACAUUUUUGACAUUGUUUGAGAUCUCAACUAAAGGAAGGAAUUCCAAGAUGCCCGGUUGGGAAUCUGUAGCAGUUCUAUCAAUGCCUAAACUAUCUUAGGUCAACUUUUGAUUUAAUUUGCUGACAUAAUCCACUGACCUGUUGAUCCAUUGACUGAUCAUGACAAUAAGAUAGAAAUGGAUGUUAAUACUCUGCUGUUCUGCUUGAUUAUACCACAA